Molecule: messenger RNA, 2472 nt
Organism: Pundamilia nyererei
Lineage: Eukaryota; Metazoa; Chordata; Actinopteri; Cichliformes; Cichlidae
Gene: mdm2
Product: MDM2 proto-oncogene
Exons: 10
Coding region: 744-2183 (479 amino acids)
Biological process (GO): negative regulation of apoptotic process; regulation of gene expression; cell cycle
Cellular component (GO): nucleus
Molecular function (GO): p53 binding; identical protein binding; ubiquitin protein ligase activity
Source: RefSeq, a predicted model, not a curated record
AUUUCCAUUUACUGCUCCACAUUUCACCGGGAGCUUUGAGACGGUCUUUUUGUCGGCUUUGAUGUGUGAGGGGUGUCGUCAGGUGGUGUUAGGACUGUUACCGGACCUGCAUUCACAGACAGCAAUGAAUGAAUGAACCCAGAACUUCCUUUACUACCACUGCCCCCUCCUGCCUAAAACACCUGCCUCAUACUGCAUUUGCACACUUUAUGAUGAAACCUUGCCACCUUAUGGGGAAGUUUGUAGUCAUACGUUGCAGAUAGUGCGUGAGAUUAAAUAUGCUUUUUCUGUCCAAAAAUCUGCUAUCACAGCAGCCAAAACAUUAGACACAGCUGUAAUAAAAUCGGCUCAGUAAAGUAGAAUGCAGGAUGAGCUCAGCAAAGUAAAAAUUAUAAAAUGUGAUAUAUAUUGUCUCUGGUGGUGUUACGAUUCCAUAUUUAAAAAUCGUUAUCAGAAACGUGCAUGUCAUCUUUAUUCGGCCAAGUUUGUGCACACUUACAAGAUAUUUGAGUCCAGUUCACUUUGCUCUUUGGCAUGCAAAAAAAGAAAAAUGUUUAAAAAAAAGGCAGGAUGUAACGAAAGACAGAAUAAAAAAGCAAGUUGCAGAAAGUCUUAAGAAACUUUACAAACUAUAAGUGGAAAACUAUUUUAAGUGUUUGAUUGUUCUUUUUGCUUUCGUACAGCUAAACAGGAAGCAAUUUGCUCAUCAAUAGCGGAUGUUCCAGGCUCUGGUUGCCUAGGUAAUGUUCUACCUGGGUCAGUACAUCAUCCAGAAGCAGCUGUACGACCAGAAGCAGCAACACAUCGUCCACUGCGCCCAGGAUGCUCUGGGCCGUGUGCUGGGAGUCGACAGCUUCUCCGUGAAAGAGCCGCGGGUUCUGUUUGCAAUGAUCACCAAGAACCUGGUGGCUGUCAGGAGUCCAGAAUCAACAACAAGUCUGAGUGAGCCGCACAGCAGCAGCCAGACAGACAGAAGGACGGAGGCGGCAGAAACAGAAGGUUGCUCUUCAUCGCCUGACAGGAGGAGGAGAAGGAGGAGGAGAAGGUGGAGCUGCAGGAGCAAUGAGCCAGGUCCCUCACACAGUGUAGACGAGGGGGAUGUUGAAGAAGACUCGGAGGAGGAGGAGGAAGAGGGAGGCACGAAAAGGAGACGGUCUGACAGCUACUCGCUGACGUUCGACGACAGCCUGUCCUGGUGUGUGAUUGGAGGACUUGGGAGCGGGCGAGAAAGACACAGCAGCCAAUCAUCUGACUCGCACAGCACAUCUGGGAGGUCAGAGGUCACGGACGCAGCGUCAGACUCUGACAGCGACAACUUCAGUGUUGAAUUUGAAGUCGAGUCCAUAGAUUCAGAUGAUUACAAUGAAGAUGAUGCUUCUCUCUCUGCUGAUGAUCAGGUAUAUGAGGUCACGAUCUUCGAAGCAGAUGACGACGACUCCUUUGAUGAAGACACAGAGAUUACUGAAGCUGAUUACUGGCGCUGUGCGAAAUGCGAUGAGUUGAACCCUCCUCUGCCCAGAAACUGCCUCCGCUGCUGGGAUCUGCGCCAGGAUUGGCUACCUGAUGUGUCCGUCAACUGUGCCUCCUCCAGCCCUAAAGCCCUGCCCACAAAGCCGACCAACCUAUCAGCUGCCAAAGAACCUCCAGGUUCUGACAUGGAGGAGAACGGAGUCGAUGUUCCAGAUGGGAAGAGAUUAAAAACUCCUCCUCUGCACUCACAGUGUGCGUCCGACUCCACCUGCUCCUCCGCCGCUGCUGACUCCGCCUCCUCCGCACCAAACUCCCAGGAUCUCCUCUCAUGCUCCCAGCCUUCCUCCUCCUAUUCACAGGAGAAGCUCUGGACUCCCGAAUCCCAGCCCUCCUCUUCCUCACACUCAUCCUCCAUUGAUUCUCAGGAGCUUCUCCCACCUUCCCCUGCUCCAGCUGCAGCUCCAGCUGCUCCUCCUACCAUGCAAGUCCCCGAUAUGGAGCGCAGCGUUUCGGCGGAGUGGCGUCUGCCGGACUCGUGCCUGGACCCCUGCCUCAUCUGUCAGUCGCGACCAAAGAAUGGCUGCAUCGUGCACGGACGGACCGGACACCUUAUGUCCUGCUACGUCUGCGCCAGGAAGCUGAAGAAGAGGAACAAACUGUGCCCAGUCUGCAGGCUGCCCAUACAGUCUGUCAUCCUCACCUACCUCAGCUGAGACCACGCCCUUGCCCCCACACACCGCCCAUUCAUGUGAGCAUUCACAGCUGGUGUUCUCACAUGUGGACUUCCACAAACUUCAGAAUAAUGCAGAUACUUUGACUAAAUCCCAAAUAAAAUAAACUUUCAGUUCUCGGGCACAUGCGGGCACUUUCUUCAAAACUGAGAAGAUUUUCUUGAAAAAGUUAAUAAUUCUGCUAUUUGAACUGUUUCUCUGACCUUGAACCUCUGGAAUGAGCCCGUCAAGGGUCUGUCGGGUAACGCCAAGCUUCCCUUUGCUUCGGGUU